This is a messenger RNA of Phlebotomus papatasi, 2101 nucleotides long. RefSeq names its product leucine-rich repeat protein soc-2 homolog. Gene Ontology annotation, molecular function: protein binding. Bases 43 to 2079 code for a protein of 678 amino acids. Lineage: Eukaryota; Metazoa; Arthropoda; Insecta; Diptera; Psychodidae. The transcript is spliced from 2 exons. The record is from RefSeq and is a predicted model, not a curated record.
ACAUUCGGAAUUCUCAGUGAAAAGAAGUGCAUUUUAAAAAAGAUGUUUAGUGAAAAGGCCUUUCAGAGUGUGUUGUUCUUGGUGGUUAUUGUGGCUCAAAGAGCCAAUAGUGCUCUGCAAAUUGCCUCCUGUGAAAAUGCAUCAAGCAAUACAACCCACUGUGUCUUCAACAAUUUAAUUGGUAGCAGCAUCAUCUUCAAGAGUCAAUCAUCGACAGAGAUGGUAUCUGUGGAAUUCAAGAAUUGCAAUUUUCCAAAGGUACCCAUAACUCUACUCAGUACCUAUCCCAAUGUUAUGAGAGUGGAUAUGUCCAAGUGCCAGAUGCGUCAGCUCAAUGGUAAGAUGACCCUGAGUGGCGCGAAGAAGCUCAAGAUACUCGAUAUGUCGGAGAAUAACUUGGAUGAACUGAGUGAUGGGGUGUUCAGUGAGGGUGCAGAACUGGUAGAACUCUAUCUGGCACGCAAUCAAAUCUCUACAGUGGCAAUAAAUGCCUUUGCAGGGCUCAAGAAGCUCGAAAUACUUGAUUUGUCCUUCAAUACCAUUAAAACGAUGAGAGGGGAUGUUUUCUGGGAUCUGCGCCAAAUAAGGAUUAUCUAUGUGAACAACAAUGCCAUGUCCACCAUGAGGAUUAGCUUUGUCAAUUGCACGAACAUUGAGGAAUUCGACGGGAGUCACAAUGACCUUUCGGAUUGGUCCCUGACGUAUCCAGCAAAGUCCAAAGUUGUCCUCAAUUUGUCUUAUUGCAAACUCAAGAAUACCUAUAGCAGUGCAGCUGACAAGGGUGACCUUAUAAUUGAUGGGAAUGCUGUGGAUUACAUCAAGAUUUAUGGGCAGGUGACCAGGGUCAGUGCCAAGUACAACAAGCUCAGAUUUGCUGAGAUUGAUCCCAAACUACCCAUUACCACGCUUGAAUUUGCUGGCAACUACAUCACAGACAUUGCGAAUAUCACGAAAAUUAAAACUGUUGAGAAGCUCGAUCUUUCCGAGAAUCGUCUCCUGCCCCUGACUUCCGAAACCUUCAGCCUAAUGCAGGAACUCCGUGUUCUCAAUCUCAGAUCCACGGGAAUCUCUCUCAAUGGAGAAUUACUGACAAAUCAGAAGAAACUUAUUCACUUGGAUAUUUCUGCCAAUGACCUAACAUCCCUCAAUCUCAGAGAUCUCAAAACUCUCACCAGCCUCAAGACACUCUUCCUCCAUGAGAACAAACUGACUGAAUUGAAGCAUCUGGAGGAUAUCAAGGAGAUUCUACCCAGUUUGACCACGAUCUCUCUGUCCAAGAACCGCUUCACCUGUUCCUACAUUCAGCGCAUCCUGACCCUACUUGAGAACCUUCGGAUAAAUGUCCUCUUGGACACGAAAAAUCUCGCAAACCUCAAUACCAACGUCCUGGGAAUCGAUUGCUACGCUACCGACGACGUCGUGGCCAAUAACUCCUCCGCCCUGCAGAGAAUGCUGAUUUUCCGCGAAAGUGCCUUGGAUUUGGAGAAUCGCUUCAAGGUCCUGUUCAAGAACAUCGACGCCCAGCUCAGUGCAAAUGUCAACAAUCUCAUAGACAUCCUUCAGCCAGCGCUACAGAAUCCUAAACCUCAAAGUGAGAACCUCAAAAAUCUUAUCACAGAAUUUGGUGAAGUUCAAAGGGCAAAAGCCGAUGAACUUCAGCAGAAACUUGCAGAAAUUGCCAACACUUCCGUUGAAUUUGCCAAAUUCCGCGAUAAAUUCAAUUCCCUGCAGCUGGAUGAGAAACUAUCAGUCCUAUUGAGUGAUGUCAACACAGCCAAAAGGGUCAAUGAGGAGAAUGUUGAGGAACUCACAGCCAAACUUACAGCUGAUCAAAAUACUUUCAGCUACGCCACGCUAAUUGGAAACAUCUCUGCCCAACUCAGAAAUAUCUCCUCCCCCGGCCAAUCCCAAUCAAUUGAUCAACUGAGAUCAGAAUUUUCAUCCUGGAAGUAUAUUUUUAUUUCUUCAUUUUUACUAGUUGUCCUAGUUGGUGUUUUCUUUGGUGCUAAAUUGUACAUAAAGCGCAAAGCUUCGCUGUUUGUUUCCCGAGAAAAUUUAACAUCUUCCGAAAUGAUUUAAAUAAAGCUGUUUAAGUUGAGAA